CGGCUGCUUAGGAGCAGGUCCCGACAGCGCAGCGAGUGCGCCUAAAUAUAGCUAUAGAGACAUAUACAUGUGAGGCUAUCCCGGCCAGGAUUAUUUUCCACACACCUUCCUCUGGGUGGGACCCGCAGCCGGCGCACAAAGAGCGGCUUUCUCUGCCCGGCGGGCGCUUGGAGACGGUGAGCGUCUGUAGGCGGGAGUAGCCGGAGACGCUCCGAAGGCGGUGAUCUUGUCCAGGGGACCGAAGGCUUUUUUUUUCCCCCCCCCCCCUCCUCCUCUGCGCCGCUUCUGCAAAGGCUGCCUGUCGUAGGGCCGAUCCUCGCUCAUGGCUCACGGGAAAGCAAAGGAAGGGGAUGGCAACUGGAAGAAAUUUAUCUGGAAUUCAGAGAAGAAGGAAUUUCUAGGAAGGACCGGAGGCAGUUGGUUUAAGAUCUUGCUCUUCUAUGUGAUCUUCUACGGCUGCCUGGCAGGGAUCUUCGUUGGGACCAUCCAAGUCAUGCUGCUCACAGUCAGUGAAUUCGAGCCCAAGUAUCAGGACCGAGUAGCACCUCCAGGACUGUCAAAUAUUCCUCAGGUACUUAAAAUGGAAAUUUCCUUCGAUCCUGGUAACCCCACAACAUACGAAAAGUACGUCAAGCUCAUGGAGAACUUCCUGAAGCGUUAUGACUCGGAAAAUCAGAAAGACACAGAUACAGAUUUUGAUUCUUGUCCAGUUGUCCCAAGUGGAUAUAUAGAAAGAGGUAAAUAUGAUGAGAGUGCGGGCACAAAGAAAUCAUGCCGAUUCCACCGUACCUGGUUGGAGAACUGCUCUGGAUUAAAUGAUACUACUUUUGGUUACAAAGAUGGCAAGCCAUGCAUCAUCAUCAAGUUCAACAGAGUCCUGGGAUUCAAACCCAAGCCACUACAAAAUGGUUCCGAAUCCCUCCCAGAGGAGUUGAAAGGACGAACCAAUCCUUUUCUCAUUCCUCUCCACUGUGCUGCUAAGAAAGAAGAAGAUAUUGACAAAAUUGGCAUUGUGGAAUACUACGGCAUGGGCGGCUUUGCUGGUUUUCCUCUGCAAUACUACCCUUAUUAUGGCAAGCUCCUUCAGCCCAAAUACCUCCAGCCCCUUGUAGCAGUGCAGUUCAUGAACAUAACCCAGGACGUGGGGGGGGUGCGUAUCGAAUGCAAGGUCUAUGGUGAGAACAUCUACUACAGUGACAAAGACCGUUUCCAGGGACGUUUUGACGUGAAAUUUGACAUAAAAAGAAGCUGAUCACAGGCAUAGC
Messenger RNA from Gekko japonicus, 1265 nucleotides. It is a transcript of the gene ATP1B1, whose product is annotated as ATPase, Na+/K+ transporting, beta 1 polypeptide. Gene Ontology annotation, cellular component: sodium:potassium-exchanging ATPase complex. Gene Ontology annotation, molecular function: ATPase activator activity. The record is from RefSeq and is a predicted model, not a curated record. The transcript is spliced from 6 exons. Gene Ontology annotation, biological process: intracellular potassium ion homeostasis; sodium ion export across plasma membrane; potassium ion import across plasma membrane. Bases 323 to 1252 code for a protein of 309 amino acids. Lineage: Eukaryota; Metazoa; Chordata; Lepidosauria; Squamata; Gekkonidae.